AUGGACGGCGUCUCCGUCGCCAGCAGCAUUGCUGGUCUCGUCACCCUGGCCUUGCAGGUCAGCGCUACAAUAGCAAUCUACGUCAACUCCAUCAAGGAACGCGCCAACACGGUCAGGGAGUUGCAUGACGAACUUCUUCUAUUGGGUGAAGUCCUCAGUGGACUGCGAGAUUUUCUGGAGAGCGAAAAAGUCAAGGGUCGGGUUCUCGAUACCCAAUCAGUCCUCUCCAAGGCCAUCAGAGACUGCCGUCAACGGAUGGAGCGCAUUGGCGACAGAUUGAAGCCCUCGGAGGGUGGAAAGGUUGCCCGUGCUAUUGACCACUUGAGGUGGCCUUUCGAGCAGAGGGAAGUCAUGCAGAUGGUAGAGAAUCUACGACGUUAUACCCAAACGUUUCAGUUCGCUUUCACAAUCGAAGGAUUCAACUUGUUGUCCAAGACCUCCGAAGAUGCCACGAAAGGCCUGCAAGAAAUGCUACUGAUUUCCAAGAAGAUGAGCGAACUGUCGGCUCAGAUGGGCCGGUCUGCUGAUGAGUCCUCUAAACUCGCUCUGCAACUCGAGGCAAUCAUCGACCUUGUUCCCCUCCUUGCAAGAACAGUUGCGGAUGUCAACGAGAUAUCUCAGGCUACACGACUGGCCGAACUGAGAGAGCAGGAGAGGCGCACUACCGAAAUCUUGGACUGGCUGGCUCCCCUCUCGUCCCUACACAAGCACCGGGAUUUGCAAGUGCGAAGAGCUGAAGGCACGGGUCGAUGGUUUCUUGAACAUCCCGAGUUUUCUCGGUGGGUUGACGACGAUUCCAAACACGAUCUCCUCGGUGUUGGAGGUCCUGGCGCUGGCAAGUCUGUCCUAUGCUCUCAUGUUGUUGACUACCUGCGCGGCAAAUUUCAAGACCAUGAUGUCGCCAUAGCCUUCUACUACUACGACUACUCCGACCAGCAGUCGCAGAAUCCGUCGAGUUUUGCAAGAUCGCUCCUACGCCAACUCAGUUCCCGCGGCGAAGUGGUCCCUUCCGCUGUUUCCGAGUUCUAUCGACGCACUCGGAAUGCUGUCAAAGAUCAAACUUGGUAUCAUGACUUGCUGAAUAUCAUCCGCCGCGUGGUGGCAACGUUCAGCCGUUGUUUUAUCAUAGUCGAUGCUCUCGACGAAGCCGAUGUUCAGACCCAGCGUUCAGGCUUUUUCGAGGUUAUCGAUGCCAUUAGAAAUUCUCCUGGAAGCACAGUGAAGGUGCUAGCCACUCUAAGACCGCAUGUCCUCGAUCUCAUGACCAGGUUUCAUGAACCUUCGACAAUUGAUAUCCUGGCGAACCCUGGAGAUAUCCGGCAGUUUCUCGCCCAAACGAUAAUGGAGCAGCCAGAGUCCGAGUAUUUGAUGGAUGACAAGCUCAAGGAACAUGUGCUCAAUACCUUAUGCACCAAUGCCAAUGGCAUGUUUCUACUCCCGGCUCUGCAGAUAAAGACUAUUCUAGACCAGAUUACGAAGGCAGAUGUCAGGCGAGCACUACUUCAUCUCUCAACUGAUUUGACUCAUGCCUUCCAAUCAACCAUGCAGAGAAUUUUUACCCUGCCCAAGGCAAGACGCGACCUUGCGUUUAGAACAUUGAUGUGGGUGUCCCACGCCAGGAGACCGAUGACUGUGCGGGAGCUGCAGCAUGCCAUGGCAUUACGGCCCGAGGACCAUGAUCUCGACAGGGACAAUCUCCCCUCUGUGAAGAUGCUUAUCGACUGCUGUUGCGGGCUAGUCGAGGUGGACUAUGAGAGUUCAAUUAUACGAUUGGUGCAUCACUCACUUGAGGAAUAUCUUCGUGAGCACGACCACGGUCUCUUCACCGAUGCCAACCUCGUCAUUACCAAGAUCUGUCUCCAGUACAUGAUGCUGGAUUCAACAAGAGAUCUACCAUAUAAGAACCGUAAAGAUUUCGCGAACGCACUGGAGGAUGUUCCAUUCCUGCAGUAUGCAGCGCUCGAAUGGGGCCACCAUGCUUACAGUGUUCCCGCCGAGGAGAUCAAGGACUUGGCCCUUGCACUUCUUUCUAACAGUACCUGCUUGAACACCAUCGCCAGAGUCCGGGAUUUUCGAUCUCCAGACCUCCGGGACUGGACAAACAAAGCCUGGGCGUGGGCUUAUUCUGGUGGUGCCGGGAUCUCGUUGGCAGCAGGAUUUGGACUUAGCGAGCUUCUGAAGAUCCUGAUUGCGGAAAAUCGACAUAAUCUACGCUUGGGCGUGCGCAACGUGUACGGAAACACAGCUCUGCACGAAGCAGCUUUUUUCGGCCACACGGAGGUUGCGGAAAUUCUGGUUGCAAACGGUGCUAACUUGCUGGACACGAAUUACGGUCAGAGUACUCCGUUAUAUCUCGCAGUGUCAUACGGUCAGCUUGAGAUUGUGAAGCUACUUCUCAAAUACGGACGUGAUCAGCUGGAUCAACCCGGCCCAAGAGGCUUUACAGCCUUGCACAAGGCUGUUGAGCAAGGAGACGAAGAAAUGGUCAGCACACUUCUCCAGGCAGGAGCUUUGGUUGGCGCCAUCGAUAACCAGGGAACAACUGCUCUACACCUUGCGGCUUUUCGUGGCUAUCUCUCCAUUGUCAAGUUGCUAGUUGCUUCCGGCGCCGUCGUCCACGUCAGGGACAAGGAGGGCCUCUGUCCUCUCGAUUAUGCCGCAACAAGUGGUUUUACUGAUGUGGUGGCUUUCCUCCUGGAGAAUGGGGGAAGUAUGUUUCAUAAAGGUAGAGAACGAUGGACUCCUUUGCAUCGUGCAGCUCGAGGCGGGCAUACAGAGACAGUUGCUUUCUUCCUGAAGCGAGGCGCCAACGUGCUGGCGACCGAUUACAAAGGCAACAUCCCAUUACAUCUCGCAGUGCGGUCAGGUCAAAUUGAAGCCGUAAGGACACUUCUCGAGCAAAACACCGAUCCGGACCACCAACGCGCACAACUCUUCGUCCAAGAUCGAAAGGGUUCUACUCCGCGAGUCGUCGCUUUCUUUACCGCCCACUACGACAUUCACAAGUAUCUCCGGGCUGCAGAGUGGCAAGCUCAAGGUAUUACUACACCUAGCAGUGCAAACCGGCUCACCACAGCUAUUGAAAAAGGCGAUCUGCCUUCAGUGCGUGUCCUUUUGGACAAUAAUCCGCAGUCGCUCACCUCGCUUGACGAAGACGGCCAACCACCCCUCCACGUCGCAAUACAAGAAAAUCAGACACGUAUUGUGGAAUUCCUCCUCCAGCGAGGCGCAUCCGUCGAAUCGGUGGGCUACCACGGAUGGCGUGCUCUGCACAUCGCCGCCUCGACGGGGAACUUGGAGCUGGUAGAGCUGUGUUUGUCUCAUGGGGCACGCGUCGAUACGUUGACGAAUACAAAACAAACGGCCUUGCACAAGGCCGCAUCGUCCCACUCUGUGGCCGUGGUCCGCCGCUUGCUAUCUGCCGGCGCGGACCCUGCGGCCAUGAACGAGCGCGGCAUGACGGCCCUGCACAUCGCCGCGCACCAGAACGACAUUGCCAUUGUGCGCAUGCUCGUCCUGGAGCAUGGCGUCGACGUCCUAGCCAGGGACCGCCAGGGCAUGACGGCCGGCAUGUGGGCCGAGAGAUCGGCGCACCUCGAGGUGUGCGCGUUCCUGGCGGCCGAAGCGCGGAAGGCCAAACAAAAGAAACGAAGCAGCGCGGGCGAGCACAUUGCGGGCACCGGCGACACGCAAACCAGGGACAACGCCGAUGCGCUCGCUCUCGGAGAGGUCCGGGACGCUUUAGAGGGUGCUAUCGAAGACAACAACAGCAACACAAACCAGCCAGAAGGGAGCGUAAGGGGACUAAUAAUGACGUGA
Fonsecaea pedrosoi CBS 271.37 is the source of this 3819-nucleotide messenger RNA. RefSeq lists its product as uncharacterized. Bases 1 to 3819 code for a protein of 1272 amino acids. Gene Ontology annotation, molecular function: protein binding. NCBI's taxonomy places the organism in Eukaryota, Fungi, Ascomycota, Eurotiomycetes, Chaetothyriales, Herpotrichiellaceae. Gene Ontology annotation, cellular component: cytoplasm. The transcript has a single exon. The record is from RefSeq and is a predicted model, not a curated record.